AUGUCUGGUAUAGCUUACUUUUUUAAACCAAAGAUAAGCGGUGCAGAUUCGGCAUCAUCUACAACAGAGAAACGUCCUGGUCGACGUUCUAAGGCAGUUAAAUCAUCGGAAACACCGAUAGCAAUUGAAAAAAAUGUUCAACCUAUGGAAACAAAUGAUCCUCUUCCUGAAACAAAAAUAAUUACUGAAGAACUAACGGAAGAAAAUCCUCCGACACCAACACCAAAAAUAAAAUUGAAAUUUAAUCUACGUUCGCAAUCUGUUCAAGAUACAUCUGAUAGUUGUAUUAUUACAAAUAUUACUCAUGAAACAAAUGAAUUAUCAGCUGAUGAAUCAUCUGACAAUGAAGUUCGUUUGAAAAUUGAUGAUCAUAAUGAAAACUACGAACAACCAGAUUCACCAUUACCUAUUAAACAUGAUGAUUCAUCGUUACUGAUUAUUUCACCAUCGAAGAAAAAACAACAAUCAUCACGCAAGAAAGUUAUUAGUCGUUUAAUUGGUACAACAGUUAAUACACUUUCACUCGAUGAGCCAAGUCCUGUUAAAAUUCCACCGCAUGAUUCACAAUUUAGUGAAGUUAAACAAACAAAAUCAGGUCGAACCAUUAAAUAUACACCAUAUUUUAAAGAGCUUGUUCAAGGUGCAACUAUAUCACCACCAUUAUCACCGGUUCACCAAACAGCACCACCGAAACGUCCAUCAAACUAUUCGAAGAAAAAACAAACAUCCAUUAAAGCUGAUCUUGACGCUAUUAAAAAUGGAAGUUUACCAGCAACGGCGAAUGCUAAAGGACGAAAAUCAUCGGCAGGAUCACCAAAAAAUAAAAAACAAGCAACGGCUCCUGUUAAACAUGUUGGAGCAGGACGAAAAUCAACAACGCCAAAAGCUAAAACAAAACGAGAUUCAAAUCAAAUGGUUAUAGCCGACGAUAUUGAAAGUGAUGAUGAAAAUGAAAUGAUUGACAGACGAAGCGAUGAUGAAGAAUUUCAUCAAGAAGGACAUUCAUCAGAAGAAGACGAUGAAGAUGGUUUAGAUGUUGAUGAUGAUGAUCAUUCAUCAGGAGUAUUAAGCGAUGAAGAAGAAUGGACAGCAAUUGGAAAUAAACAAGAACAUGAUCGAAGUUUAGGUUUAGCUGCAACAUUAGGUUCAAUGUCAAGUGAAAUGCUCGAUGGAUAUAGUUUAUGGGCUAUGAAAUAUCGUGCACGUCAUCGAACAAUGAGUCUUGAUGAUAAACGUCUUUAUCGUACGUGGAAAAAAAUGAGUGCACACGAUCGACAACGUUGGUGUAUUAAAGCCGAAAAAGAAAGUUAUCAUUAUCCUAUAACAGCUGAAUUAUUAAAAGCGUCCACUAGUACCGAACCGACAACAACACCUACAACAAAAACGACGAAAUCAACGAAACGAAAGAAACCUACUGAUGAUCCUCCACCAAUACUUUUACAAAAGACAUUAAAUCAAUAUGCUAAACAACAACCAGCAAUUCGUCCACCGAAUGCUUUUGUUAAACAACCAGUAACACCAACAAUUAUUGCACCACCAAAAAAUUAUGAUAUUGCUGAUAUUGCCGCCGGAAUUUAUUUACUCGGUGAAUCAUUAACAAAAAUGGGUGAAAAAGUGCGACAAUUGGGUCAUCUGAAUCCUCGUGGCACAUCGGCAGCUACAUCUAUCGAUAAUCUUUCAGCUAUUCUUUUUGAUGGAACGUUAUGUGCAUGCAAUUUAAUGGCUUGUCUUGGUAAUGAAAUAAUAUCAACGAAUUCGUCAACAUCAAAAUCAGAUCCAUUAACUAAUAAACUUAUGGAAAAUGUUGGCAUUAUCUUACCUGGACUUAAUUAA
Rotaria socialis is the source of this 1833-nucleotide messenger RNA. The record is from the annotation of a GenBank genome assembly. Lineage: Eukaryota; Metazoa; Rotifera; Eurotatoria; Philodinida; Philodinidae.